CGGCGGAGGGGCCGGGCCGCCAUGGACCCCCCGAGCUGCAUGAAGGCGCUGCUGCUCGCCGCCGCGGAGCACCGCGCCGCCAGGACGGCGCACAGCGCCGCGCUGCUGCAGCGCAGCCUGGAGGUUAUCUCUGGACUGAAGCUUACCCGGAUUUUUGCUUCAAACCAGAUUCUACCAAGUGAAUGUCUCAGUUGCCUUGUAGAGCUCCUGGAGGACUCUAAUAUAAACCCUUCUCUGGUCUUGUCUGUGGUUACUUUGUUGUCACAGCUAGCUUUAGACACGGAGACAAGAGAAGCUCUCCAGGACACCUACAAUCUGACCAGUGUGCUGGCAGGAGUGGUUCAUCGAAGUUCUACUAAUCUGAGUGACCCAGUCUUAUUAGAGGGUAUUCAGUUGCUGCAGAGACUAACCUACAACGUUCCCAUCUUUUGUGCUGGUGCCAACAUCGAUGGAUUAAUUUUGUUUCUAAUGCAUCGUGUUCAAUCCACUGAAGAUGAGUUAACAAUACCGUGUUUGGGACUCCUGGCAAACCUCUGUCGUCACAACUUGUCUGUUCAAAGUCAGAUAAAAUCUUUGAAUAAUGUGAAGAGUUUCUAUCGUACCUUAAUAAGUUUCUUGGCCCACAGCAGUUUGACUAUGGUUGUGUUUGCACUUUCAAUAUUAUCAAGCCUUACCUUAAAUGAAGAAGUAGGAGAAAAACUUUUUCAUGCUAGAAACAUCCAUCAGACAUUUCAGUUAAUAUUCAAUAUUGUUGUAAAUGGAGAUACUCUAACAAGAAAAUAUUCUGUUGAUUUACUCAUGGAUCUUAUGAAGAACCCCAAAGUUGCAGAUUAUCUUACCAGAUACAAGCACUUCACCUCUUGCCUCGGUCAAGUAUUAGAUCUUCUUCAUGGAAGGGACCCUGAUUCAUCAGCUAAGAUCUUGGAGCUGCUGCUUGCCUUCUGCUCUGUGCUGGAGCUGCGUCACACCCUGCGGCAGGCGAUACUGGAACCAGCUGGCUUGCCAGUCUCUGCAAACACCAGACUUGUGAAUAGCUCCAAGAGUUUUGAACCAUCUGUUGCAUUGGUGCACUUGUCAAACCAACCAUUGGAAGGCUCUGAAGACUGUUCAGGUCUAGCAUUGCAACUACUCAAAGAGAUUUUUGAGGAUGUUAUUAAUAAUAAGAAUGGUGAAUCAGCGGAACAAUUUGUGGAUCUUUUGCUGCCUGUUCUUCUUGAUCAUCUUCAGAUGCCAGAACAGAUUGGGGAUGAGCUAUUAGUGAAGAAAAAGUGUGAAAGAAUGGUCAAGACUAUUAAUGUCCUGACAAUGCUCUGCGGAGAUGACACACUGAAAAUGUGUGUCUCGAAGGUGCUGACUGCCAGCCAAUGCACAUGUCUGAUAGAACAUCAGUUUCCUUAUUGUGGGAUUGAUACUGGUUUUGGGACAAAACUGGUGGACUCUAAAAUGUGCAAACUUGCUACUGAUAUUAUUUUGAAAACACUUGAUCUUAUGAGCAGAUUGCAGCAGGAUGUAUCUGGUAUGAAGGCCAGUUUGUACAAAAUGUUACAGGAUCAGCGCUUGAUUACACCUUUGACAUUUGCUUUAACAUCAGACCAUGGAGAGCAGGUCCAAGUGGGGCUUAAAAUCUUGUUUAAAGUUGCACCUUUACCAGAUUUUCCUGCCGAAUUGCUGGGUGAAAGCAUUGUAGCAAAUAAUGCCUACAGACAACAAGAAAUGCAGCACAGAGCAAAGAGAAUCCAAAUGCAGGCACCUGUGACCAGCACUACUUCAGUGAGGUGUUCUUCAUCCUAUCCUUCAAGUAAUGACUCCAAAGCUUCAAAUAUUGAGGAAUUAAUACAAAAACUUCAUACUGGACUAGAGAUGAAGGAGCCCUUGGCUGAUGUGAGGAUAUCUGACAUAAUGAAUGUGUACGAGCAGAAGCUGUUGGCAUUAGCAUCUAAAGAAACGAGGCUGCAGGAUCUGCUGGAAGUCAAGGCAGUAGCUCUGGCUCAGGCUGAGAGGCUGAUGGCUCAGUACCGGUGUCAGAGAGCCCAGGCUGAGUCUGAGGCAAGGACUCUUGCUGCAAUGCUGAAGGAUGCAGAACGAAAAAAUGAAGAGCUUGAUGAUUUGCUGAAGGCUCAACAGGUAGAAUCUGAAAGAGCACAGACUGAUAUUGAACAGCUCUUUCAGCACAACAGGAAAUUGCAGGCAGUUGCUGAAGAACAUGAAAGACUAAAAAAAUCCACUCUUGAGCUCCUUCAAAGGAAUGCUGCACAGUUACUAGAAAGUGAACAUCACAGAAAUGAAUUACAGCAACAGCUACAGGAGAGAGAUGGCACAAUAGCAACCUUGCAACAGAAUAUAAAUGUUCUGGAAGAAAAAAUAAAAGCUCAGCAGAAAGAAAAAAUAGAUAUGGAGCAAACUAUCGAUACUCUUAGAAAGGAAUUAAGUGAAACACAGCAAGCAAGGGAAGAACUGAGUGUCAAGGCAUCUUCUCUGGAAGUUCAAAAAUCCGAGUUGGAAGGCUGCUUGGCAGAAAAAGAAGCACUCAUAAAUCUGCAGAAGGAAAAAUUGGACAUACAUACCAGUGUGAUUGCAGCAAUUCACAAACUAAGUGAUGGCAAGCAAAGUGCAGAAACAGUGAACCUCAGUUUGUAGGGUUCUGUUUGCUGUGCUUGAUGAGUUCUGUUAAGUGAACUAAAUUAUAGGGGUGACUGUCAGCUUUGUACACAGCACAGGCAGUUUGGUUGCCUUUUUGCAUAUUGCAAUUACUGCUUAGAAAGGUCAGCAACAAAAUAAAAUGUUAUCAGAGCUGCUGAAUUAAGGGGUUUAGUUGGAGUUCUGCAAACUCA
Molecule: messenger RNA, 2831 nt
Organism: Lonchura striata (white-rumped munia)
Lineage: Eukaryota; Metazoa; Chordata; Aves; Passeriformes; Estrildidae
Gene: CIP2A
Product: cellular inhibitor of PP2A
Molecular function (GO): protein binding
Source: RefSeq, a predicted model, not a curated record